AUGGAUGUGGGUUUCUGGGCUGCAGGAGUUCAUUCAGCUAAGAAGGUUUCUGCUCUCCAAGAUGCCAGACUCAACAACUCAAGCAACCAUUUAAUCAUUGAUGAUGAAGGGGAUGAUGAAAUGAGAGCUUGGUUUCCUUGCCCUUUUUGUUAUGUUGAAAUCGCUGUUCCUGUGCUUUGUAUCCAUCUGCAAGAAGAGCAUUGCUUCGACUUGAAAAAUGCCGUUUGUCCCAUAUGUGCUGCAAAUUUAGGAAAAGAUGCAAUCGGCCAUUUUACGAUGCAGCAUGCACAUUCAAUAAAGAGGAGGAAAAAAACUCAAAAAUCCGGCUUUUGGUAUAAUAUAUCCACAAACAUUGUUAUGGACAUCGGAGAACUAAGUUCAUAUUCGAUGAGUGGUCAGAUUAAAGGAAGCGAACCUACACCCGAUCCACUCCUUUCGCCAUUUCUCUGCAAUGUGCUCCGUUCAGACCCUAAAGACAGUCGAAAAGAUGCAACUUCUUACAUUGCUUCAACUAGUGAUGUAGAAAGCAAGAAAUCAUCACUGCCAGAAGAUUAUGAGGAAAGGAAACAAAGAUCUACAUUUCUUCAGGAGCUAAUUGCAUCAACCAUUUUCUCAGGCUCAAUGAAAGAGAAUUAA
Fraxinus pennsylvanica is the source of this 636-nucleotide messenger RNA. The record is from the annotation of a GenBank genome assembly. NCBI's taxonomy places the organism in Eukaryota, Viridiplantae, Streptophyta, Magnoliopsida, Lamiales, Oleaceae.